This is a messenger RNA of Juglans microcarpa x Juglans regia, 3832 nucleotides long. RefSeq names its product MDIS1-interacting receptor like kinase 2-like. Lineage: Eukaryota; Viridiplantae; Streptophyta; Magnoliopsida; Fagales; Juglandaceae. The transcript is spliced from 2 exons. The record is from RefSeq and is a predicted model, not a curated record. Bases 22 to 3669 code for a protein of 1215 amino acids. Gene Ontology annotation, molecular function: receptor serine/threonine kinase binding; ATP binding; protein kinase activity. Gene Ontology annotation, biological process: protein phosphorylation.
ACAAUCAGAACACUUGACUGAAUGGAGGCAAUGGCCAGCAUGAAGAAAACGAUGCAAACAACUCUUUACCUUCUCAUUCUCUCUUGCCUUCUUGUAGAAAUCCAUGCACAGAAAGAAGCAGAAGCUCUGCUAAACUGGAAAAGAAGUUUAAUCUCUCCCUCUCUGCCCUCAUGGACUCUCACCAACAGCAGCACUAGCCCAUGCAACUGGACUGGAAUUUGGUGCAACGAAGUUGGUAGCAUUACUGAGAUAACUCUUGAAAACACAGGCCUGAAUGGAACACUUCACAGGUUUGACUUCUCUGCCUUCCCAAACCUUAACUCCUUAAAUCUCAAUUUAAACAAUCUCGUUGGAGAUAUCCCAACUGGAGUUGGGAAUGCAAAGAAGCUCACUUUUCUUGAUCUGGCUAGCAACAAUUUCACUAGUCCAAUACCCCCGGGAAUAGGAAACCUCUUAGAACUCCAAGUUCUUCGUCUCCAAAACAAUUCACUCACAGGCCAAAUUCCAUAUCAACUUAGUUUUCUACAAAAGGUUUGGCUUCUCAAUCUAAGUGCAAAUUAUUUGGAGAAUCCAGAGCCAGUUCAUUUUAAUGGUAUGGCAUCUUUAACAAACCUUUGGCUCUACUUUAACAACUUAGAGGUGGUUCCCACUUUUAUCACCAAAUGCCCAAAGUUGAUAUUUCUUGAUCUGUCUCGCAAUCUGAUCAAGGGUCAGAUUCCAGUGCAAUUACUGAUUGGUCUCGAAAACCUUGAAUACCUUAACCUGACUAAGAAUUCAUUUGAAGGUCUAGUUCCAGCAGAAAUUGGAAACUUAACGAAACUCCGUCACCUCAGGCUUGGAAUGAAUAAGCUGAAUGGUACCAUACCAGAAGAAAUUAGGCUCUUGUCAAACCUUGAAACGCUUGAAUUGAAUGACAAUCUGUUUCAAGGGCCUAUACCAUCCUCAAUAGGAAACCUGACAAUGCUUUUGAAAUUAAAUCUUGCAAAUGCAGGCCUAAAUUCCAGCAUCCCAGAAGAACUUGGCUUCUGCAUCAACCUUACUUUUCUUGAUCUGUCAAAAAACAGCCUUACAGGUUAUUUGCCUUUCACUAUGGCCUCCUUGACAAAGAUCACAGAGUUGGGAAUUUCUGAUAAUCAUUUAUCUGGAGAGCUCCAUCCAGAUUUCCUAUCCAACUGGUCAGAACUCAUUUCUUUGCAACUCCAUGUUAAUAACCUUUCAGGAAGAAUUCCCCCUGAAAUUGGGUCAAUCAAAAAGCUCAACUAUCUAUUUCUAUUUCAAAACAAGUUUUCAGGUCCCAUCCCUCCAGAGAUUGGAAAUUUGUCAAAUUUGCUAGACCUUCAACUAUCUAAAAACUUAUUAACUGGUCCAAUACCUUCAACCAUGGGGAAAUUAUCUAAGCUCAUCAGAUUAUUUCUAUCUGAAAACCAACUCGGGGGAACCCUUCCUACUGAAAUAGGUAACAUGGAAAGCUUAGAAGAGCUUGACUUAAGCAUGAAUCAGUUGCAAGGAACUUUGCCUUCAUCGAUAACCAGCUUGAAAAGAAUUACUCUCUUGUUUGUUUCCUCCAACAAUUUCUCUGGAAUCAUACCUGAAGAAUUGGGUCCCAGUUUUUUAAGAAAUGUGAGCUUCUCCUACAACAAUUUUUCAGGAAAGCUUCCUCCAGAAAUAUGUAAAGGAGGGAGACUCAUUUUCUUCACAGCCAAUGAAAACAAAUUAGUGGGACCAAUUCCAAAAAGUCUCAAGAACUGCACGGAACUGAGAAGGGUUCGGCUUGAAAAGAAUAGGCUAAAUGGAGACAUCACAAAUGCAUUUGGUGUAUAUCCAUUUCUGGACUACAUUAACUUAGGAGAUAAUCGACUUUCUGGUGUGUUGUCACCAAACUGGGGGGAAUGCACAAAUCUCUCCAAUUUUGGAAUGUCUGCCAAUUUGAUAACAGGUAACAUACCUACAGAGUUGGGAAAGUUGCCAAAACUGCAAAAUCUCGACCUUUCUGAUAAUCAACUGGUGGGGAAGAUUCCAACUGAGUUAUUCAAUCCUUCUUCAAUUCUCUUUAAACUAAAUUUGAGUGACAAUCACCUCUCAGAUCAGAUUCCAGCAAAGAUUGGAACGUUGUCAAGGCUACUAUAUUUGGAUUUAUCGUCAAACAAUUUGAGUGGGUCGAUACCAGGAGAAAUUGGGAGUUGCCAGUCACUCAUAUCCUUGAAGCUCAGUAUGAACAAGUUGAAUGGCACCAUCCCAUUCCAGCUUGGAAAUCUUGCUGCUUUACAGUUACUCUUUGACGUCAGUCACAACUCAAUCAGAGGAAAGAUACCCCAGCAGCUUGGAAAAUUAAGAAACUUAGAAGUACUAAAUUUUUCUCACAAUCAGCUCUCUGGCCCAAUACCUUCUACCCUUCAAGACCUUGUGAGUCUGCAACAAGUCGAUGUGUCCUAUAAUAAUCUUGAAGGUCCCCUCCCAGACAAUAGGGCCUUCCAACAAGCUCCUGCAAAGGCUCUAGUAGGUAAUCCCAGUCUAUGCGGUGAAAAGGCACAAGGUUUGAGCCCUUGCAUUGGAGACACUUCAUCUAAAAAGAACAAAAGUAAAAGAUGGAAACUAGCAAUAGCGAUAGCGAUUCCAACCGUUGCUUCAACAAUUCUAUUGGCAUUGAUUGUAAUUUUUAUUGUCCAACGUUGUUCCAGAUCUGAACAAAAGGAAAAGAACAAAUCUUUAGAAGAAAAAUGCUUAUUCUCUGUAUGGAAUUACAAGAAGAAAAUAGGCUUCAAGGAUAUAGUUGUUGCGACAAAGAAUUUUGACGAGGAGUAUUGCAUUGGAAGGGGUGGACAAGGAAAUGUGUACAAAGCAGUGGUUCCAGAAGCUGAAAUCUUUGCUGUAAAGCGUCUACACCCAUUUGAGAAAAAUGAGCUUCCUGAGGUAACCCAAAUGAAGAACUUCAAGGCAGAAAUGCAUGCGCUUACUGAAAUCCGGCAUCGAAAUAUAGUAAAACUAUAUGGAUUCAGUGCCUUCAAUGGAUCCAUGUUUUUCGUAUAUGAGUAUGUAGAAAGGGGCAGCCUAGGAGGUUUGCUGCUGGGGGAGAAGGGGGCCAAUAUUCUGAAUUGGGAUAUAAGGCUAAAGAUUGUCAGAGGGAUAGCACAUGCUAUGUCAUACCUGCACCAUGAUUGUGUACCUCCUAUUGUGCACCGUGACUUAUCAGGAAGUAAUAUUUUAUUGGACUCAGAGUUUGAGCCUAAGAUCUCUGAUUUCGGAACGGCAAGAAUACUGAGAAAUUGGGAGUCUAUCUGGACAACUCCAGUUGGUUCAUACGGCUAUAUUGCACCAGAGCUUGCUUCUACAAUGAAGGUAACAGAGAAAUGUGAUGUAUACAGCUUUGGAGUUGUUACAUUAGAACUAAUUGUCGGCAAGCACCCUCAAGAACUCCUCUUAUGUCUGCAAUCUGGAGGAUUUGACGUGGGCCUUGAAGAUGUCUUGGACAAAAGGCUUGCACCACCAACUGGUCUUCUCAUGCAAGAUUUGCUCUUAGUCAUGUCCCUCGCUCUGGUAUGCAUACAUGAAAACCCUAUGGCUCGACCCACCAUGCAUCAAGUGUCUACUAAACUGUCAGCAGGAUCAUGUCUGCCUCUCUCCUCACCAUUCCAUACCAUCACACUGCGAAACUUGAUGGAUUUAUUUUGACAAAAAGACGCUCAGGUGAUAUUGAUAAUGUAUUUUCAUCAUAAAUAGUUUUAUAAUUCAGCAUAUCAAUAGUCUAUAUGACUACAUUAGCAUAUAUUCCUUUGUCCCUAAUAAUGAGAGCAUUUGCUCCUUUUCUUCAAAAUCAAAAGAAUAAAACUUCUUG